ACUGAAAAAUAGUGAAGAUUGUGCAUUCAAAAGAUAACCAUUAACCCUUAAUUCAAAAUCGUUUCCCUUAAGGGUUUAAAAUAAUGACAACAUUAAACCACGAUUAGCUUACUCUUGCAGAUCUCCCAUGACCUGUUAUCACGUAACUAGCUAAAAGAAAAUGAUUUAAUGUUGUCUGAACGGAGUGACCAUGUAGCAACAAUGAUGGUAGCUUUGUUUUUCGUUCUCACUUUAGUAAACCUGCCUCCAACUUUUUCAUAACAUUUUCUAUUGAAUUAGUAUAUUACGACAGAAUUUAAAUGCACGGGAGCUUUUUUUUUUUUGGUUUCUUUUAUUUCAUGUCGCCCCGUUGGUGGAACCUAACGGACUUAAAAUAUCAACUUAAAUUGACCCUGCAGUUUUUGUCAGCGGCUGAAGAUCUUAAAUGUUGUCGCAGGAUCAAAUAGUUCUCCGGCGUCAAUUUACAUACAUCUCUAAUGUGUCGUAUUUGUCUGCUUUCUAUUCUUAUAUUUCUAUUCUUUUUCAAAUUAAACAGACUAAUGCCACAAAUUCCUUCGGAACAAAGUCUUUCUGUCUGUCUGUAAGAAACGAGCUCGCCAGUUAAACUUAUUUAGUAGAGUCAGUUAUGCAAUCAGUCUGCAAAAAUCAGUAUCUUAGAAGACUAAACUCCACUGGAACUGAAAGAUAUCAUCAGCCACAGUCUUCCGAGAACAGCGAGUUCCAAACAGAAUCAGUUCCUCAAAACCAGGCAAAGACCUUCACCGAUCUCAUAAUGAGGGUGCAGAGAAGAGUUCGCCAAGUGCCCCUGGUGUUCUGUUUGAUGAUCCUCACGUCGUAUUUCCAAGCUGGACAAAGCGUAUGGUCGCUCGGUAUUCCACACCAAGUCUAUAUUGUAGGCACAGUGACCUCGGUUUGCGAUGGUAUGGGCUUGACUAAGGGGCAAACGAGGUUGUGCGUGGCGAACCGAGAACUUAUGCCCAGUAUAAGAAAUGGUGCGCGCCUCGCCACUGAGCAGUGCGAGUAUCAGUUUAAGUAUCGACGGUGGAACUGUUCUGUCCCAGAAAGAGACAGUAAAGCACCCUUUCGUCGCAUCACAGGCAAAGGAACACGCGAGGCGGCUUUCACCUACGCCAUAGCAGCUGCUGGAGUCGUCCAUUCCAUAGCCCGCGCAUGCGUAGGAGGCAAUCUCAGUCUAUGCGGUUGUAGCAGAGAACCCAGACCGGAGAACUUGAAGAAAGAUUACCAGUGGGGUGGGUGCGGAGACAAUAUUCUAUAUGGCGCUGAAGUAGCGAAGCAAUUUUUAACCGCUGGUGAAGAACAUAAAUCUAAAGAUUCGAGUAAAAUGGAGAGGACGUUGAUGAAUUUGCACAACAAUGGAGUCGGAAUACAGGUCGUGCAGGCAAAUACUGUAAUCAGGUGCAAGUGUCACGGAGUAACGAGUUCUUGUGAAAUGAAGACGUGCUGGAAAGAGCUCGUCAGGUUUUCUAAGAUUGGACGUAUUCUCACGACGAAGUAUGAUGCGGCCAGCAGAGUUAGAUACGACAGAAGAACUGGACGGAUCAUGAAAGCCUCCAGAAAAGAGAACGGCUACACGAGGGUCGGAAAACGCAGAAGCACCUUAAGCAGACCAACCACAGGCAAUCUGGUAUUCGUGGAACGCUCACCUGACUAUUGCGAACGAAGUAAAGAAGAUGAAACACUAGGAACCACUGGCCGAGAAUGCAAAACUGACAUCGAGGGUCAUGGCAGUUGUACCGAACUGUGCUGUAGACGAGGAUUCCGUCGAGAUGUGUCUAUUGUCCAGCAAAGGUGCCAGUGUAAGUUUGAAUGGUGCUGCUACGUCAAGUGCAAGACGUGCGACAGGGAACAGAUCAAAAACGUUUGCCUCUAAGUGUGACUAAUAUCUACCAAGCCAAUCCAAGACUUGUUUUAUCUCACAAGAGCAAGGAAGCGACUGUUUACGAACUGACAUUGAUGAGCAAUGCAAAGAUACAAUGUUUGUUUGCAUGGUUACGCCUGACAGAGAAAGUUGAACAUGCAACUUAGUGGAGUGAAACUUGACAUUUACGAGCAACGAGAAGGGAACACCCUGACGUCUGCUUUUCUGAGAAAAAGUUUCCUAUUUUACAUCCGCGACCGCUCGAUUCAUAAGUUCUAAGAAGUGAUACGGACGAUCUCUAUGAUUAACCUUUCUGUUUAUAUAUUACAUGGCCAGUGCGUGAGACAUAGCUAUAUAGACUAAAGCAAAAAUAUCUCUUUUACAAUACUGAUAUAAUGUUCGAGAAUUCUUAACUGGUACAUAACAUGUUGGAUUGUGUGGAAGGUAUUCUUUCAAGAUUUCAAAUAAGCUUGUCACCUAAUGUAUAAAGCUUCAAGAUAAACGUUUUUGAUAUAGUUUACGUUAAGUCUGUAAAAUAGAGAAUUUACCAUUUAUAAUAUAAAGACAUAUACCAACUGUCCAUGGACAUAUCUGUAAUUUUGAUACCAUUUACCUUAUACAAAUACUUAGCCUCAAAAUUACAGCAGAUCUCUGAAACUUUCACUUCAGUUCUUCUUACUGGAAAAGUUCAAGAAUAGGAACGUCAGUUAAACUGGCCAAACAUUUUAGGGUCGUUUAACCUCUUAGCAAUCCCGAAAAUAAGACGACUUUUUGUCAAAUCAGUUUUGAUAAAAAUGAGAAUAAAUGUGAACUUUAAAAAUUUUGAACUAAUGCGAAAGCGUGGUCUUCCACCCCUCACAUCAAUGCAUAAACAUAUUCUGGAGCUUUUUAGUGUAACGGUUUAAAAAUUGCGUUGUUUAUCGAAACUAAUAGCUGAAAAUUGUUGACUAAUGAGAUUUACCAGCCAGCGCGAAUAAAGGACUUCUCAUCGCUAGAGGCCGGUUUGGCCGCGAUCGAUAAGAGGCAGUUGUAUUACUAGUUUAUAAGUCCUUCUAAUGAAUCCACAGUCACACUGAUUUUGUUUCUAAGCCUUUUUGGAGCAAAACAUGUUUUGGUCGUGUAAACGGGACAGUAGACACUAAGAUUUCUUGUCGGCAGUAAAACCUUUGAAUGCCGGUCGCACCAGUUAAGUAAUACUCAGUCGCAGAAAUCUGAUCGCUGUAGAUAAAAGGGAAUAAUGGGAACUUUCAUGUUACUAAAUGUCAUAAUUAACAAUCAAUGUUUAUUCACACAGUCACACAGCAAUUUCUAAUCGUCUUUAGCUAAAUACAGCUUUACCAUGUUUCGGCAACGUCAGAACUGGUGAGACAAAUUCCUUUCAUCGAUGCAUGUCAAAGACAAACUUAUUACAUUGCACCAAAUGAGAUUUCAAAUUUCCAAAUGCAGCCCAAAGUUUCACUGCUUGCGGUUUAACCAGAUAGUAAACUAGAGUAAUGAUCGACUUUUUUCUUUUUUUUUUUUCGAAAUCCCACAAUGAAGUCAACGCCUGAACAGCUUUCGUUUGUCUUGUUUCUGCCUAAGAAAUCUCAUUAGGGAAACCUAGUCUAGGUGAAAUAUGUAAGUUAGUAACAAAAAAUAAUGAUGAUUAUUUUCCUCACGUGGUACCUGAUCGUUACGUUACGAUAAAAUAGAUGAUGUAAUCUUUCUGUAUCACGGCGGUUUCCCUGUGUGGACAUUGGUGCACAGUUUGGUGCUCGGUAUAACACUUGUUCUGUUUGCUCAGUCUCAGCAUGAUUGAUUAUUCUAUUUUUCUGCACAAUAUAACGUAGUUUAUGGAAGCAAAUACCCCUAGACCCCAUGAACCUGGCAAAUGACCAGUUCACCGCAAGUCUCCCUGUAUUUCAGUGGUUAGAGAAUGCAUCAGUCCAGCAUGUGGAAUUUCGUAGGUUGAAUGUCAGGGACUCAGAUGUUUCUUUGAGCAGUGAGCAGCAACCCUUACGUAUUCCUUUCAAUGGAUCUUUUUGGACCAUCUCACGCGCGACCGCCGUUCUCGUCUCUUCAGCCCUUAAAUCCUUUUAGAUAAAUUCAGAUCAUCUCCCUAAUUCUGCCACGACGAGAUGAAUGCUACAUGGGACGCGCGUCCUUUAUGGAACUUGAGCGGACGAACUCGAAUUGGCCAAUCGUAGUGCGCAAAGUCCUUGAAUAUUCCUUAUAAAAAGUUAUGAUUCAUGUGCCUUUGUCACGAGAUUGAGCCUUCGAAAAGGCUUCUCUUAUUCAUAGAAGUACAUGUUAGGAACACUCGAGAAGUGUCUCUACCCCGCAUAGCGUCCCUCGUGUGCCUCCGAGUCUCAUCUCCUCGGCUAAAAGAUUCCCGUCUGCUUAUGUAACUUAACAAUGCACUACUUAUUUAGCUUCUUACAGCGAGUUUCUCCGAAAUUGUUCCAA
This is a messenger RNA of Orbicella faveolata, 4324 nucleotides long. Its product is annotated as protein Wnt-5a-like. Gene Ontology annotation, molecular function: cytokine activity; frizzled binding. Lineage: Eukaryota; Metazoa; Cnidaria; Anthozoa; Scleractinia; Merulinidae. The record is from RefSeq and is a predicted model, not a curated record. Gene Ontology annotation, biological process: cell fate commitment; neuron differentiation; canonical Wnt signaling pathway. Gene Ontology annotation, cellular component: extracellular region.